Messenger RNA from Eurytemora carolleeae, 2612 nucleotides. Its product is annotated as ubiquitin-conjugating enzyme E2 Q2. The record is from RefSeq and is a predicted model, not a curated record. NCBI's taxonomy places the organism in Eukaryota, Metazoa, Arthropoda, Copepoda, Calanoida, Temoridae. The transcript is spliced from 11 exons. Bases 41 to 1141 code for a protein of 366 amino acids.
ACUUCUAUGAUGAUUAUUUCAGAUUAUUAAAGCGGCCAGUAUGGCCUGCCUUAAUGUUUUGAAGCAGGAGAUAAAAGCUGUAGAAGCUGCAUUUCACAAAACUCAUGUUAGGUUACAGAUAGUGUCAGCUAGUGUUGAUGAGUUAACUUGUAAGUUUGUGGAUACCACUGGUCGGAAGCAUAUUAUUCAUGCAAAUAUCACGGAAACAUACCCUCAGUCGCCUCCAGUCUGGUUUUCUGAAUCGGAGGACGCUAAAGUAUCGGAGGCAGUUUCUAUUUUAGCCUCCACUUCCGGACUAGACAACCAUCUACUAUAUCAGGUUAAGAUGUUGGUUCGUGAGCUAUGUAAUCUAUUCUCAGCUCCCCUGCCCCCUGAGGUUGAUACCCUAAUGGUUAAUAUACAACCAAUGAAGGUAGUAGAGGCUGAGGAGGAGAGUGAGAGUGAGGUUGAGAUGGAGGAUGAGGACGAGGAUGAGAUCCCCCUAGAGAUGGAGGAUAUCGAGGCUAUUAGUAAGAAGGCCCGACAGGACGAGGAUUUGAACACAGAGCACUUACAGGUACUGGAACGACUAAAAGCAAACCAGAGGCGUGAUUACAUGAAGGGGACAGUAUCUGGGAGUGUCCAAGCUACGGACAGACUAAUGAAAGAACUACGAGAUAUUUACAAAUCUCCUAACUUCAAGUCUGGAGCAUAUCAGGUUGAGUUAGUGAAUGACAGCCUGUACGAAUGGAACGUGAAAAUCCAACGGGUUGACCCUGACUCCCCCCUUGCCAAUGACCUCCUUCUCCUUAGAGAAAGAGAGGGCAAGGAUCAUAUUCUUCUUUCUUUCAUGUUUAAGGACACGUUUCCAUUUGAUCCACCGUUUGUCCGAAUGGUUCAUCCGGUUCUGAGCGGCGGUUAUGUUCUGGACGGCGGAGCCCUAUGUAUGGAGCUGAUGACACCCCAGGGUUGGAGUUCAGCAUAUACCGUGGAAGCUGUGAUACUUCAGAUAUCCGCGACAUUGGUGAAAGGGAAAGCAAGGAUAAAGUUCGAUGCUCCCAAGGGAACCUAUAGUCUCGCAAGAGCCCAAUCCUCCUUCCGAUCUCUAGUUCAUAUUCAUGAGAAGAAUGGAUGGUUCACCCCGCCCCAAUCUGACGGUUAAUUGUCGUCUUCUGUUCCUACAGUGAAAGAAACCAAACCUAUUCUUCUUUACACACUUAUAUAGUAGCAUCGGGAUCUUUCUCAUCUCAUCCAUGAUCAUUCAUCAUCUUGCAAUUUUAUUCACGAUCAAUGAUCAUCUUGUAAUGUUUAUUUAUGAUAAUUUUUCAUCAUGUAAUGUUUAUUCAUGAUCAAUAAUCAUCUUGUAAUGUUUAUUCAUGAUCAAUGAUCAUCUUGUAAUGUUAUUUAUGUCAAUGAUCAUCUUGUAAUGUUUAUUUAUGAUAAUUUUUCAUCUUGUAAUGUUUAUUCAUGAUCAUUCGUCAUCUUAUAAUGCUUAUUUAUGAUCAAUUAUCAUCUUGUGAGUUUUAUCAUGAUCAUUGACCUGGUAUGUUUAAAAUUUGAUCAUUUAUGAUCUACUUAGUAUUAAUCUUUUGUCAUCAUUGGGCUACUAAAGAAGUGUGAGGCCUCUUUCAUGAUCAUUGAUUCGUUAAAUGUAACAAGGAUCAAUAAUCAAUCAUUAUAAAUAAUAAUUAUUCAUCUCUUGAACAGUAAAAGUAAUGUGUCACUUGUUGGGUUCGCAACCAGAACCAUACUUUAAUAUUCGGCUGUCAAAUUCUGGUUUCACAUAAAUGUAAACACCGACUUUCUGCCAUAGAAGCACAAUUAGAAGUAAAUAAAGAUUCAGGGGUAUUUGAGUUUUCAAAUAUAUCUCCCUAUAUACAGGAUCAUCAUUCACCGCUUGCAACCUCGGGUUCUUUAAUCAUUUACUUUUUAUUUAUCUUUUCAUCCUCGCAUUGACUUGAAAAUAUAUAAUCUUAUCUUACAAAAAAUUAUCUUACAUUCUUAAAUUGGAAUUGUAAGGAAACUUGUUUUUAGUCUGUGCUGUACAAUGUACAUAGACCUGUAUUAUUCAUUUAAAACUAUAAAAAUCGGAUUGCUGCUGCACAAAUUUUAUUCCAGUAAUUAAUAGUUUUAAGUCAUUUUAGAGAAGGGUACGAUUAAUUAGCUUUUUCUUUUUUAAUUCGCAAAUGUUAUAAUUUGUAUGCAGAAUUGCGGUUUGAAACCGAUUAUUGAAUCGCAGGUUGCUCGCCAAGAUAUAAACUGUGUUUAGAAGCAUGGAAAUACUUAGUGAAAAUUUUCAUUUAUGUUGGAAAUGGGUCAAUGGUAAUCGUAUUGCAGUGAUUUGUGUAGCUUUAAGUUAUUUACCGACUAAGGAGUUGUGAGCUAAAUUAAUUUUACUUGUUUUUAGAACCUCGUCGUUAUUCAGGCGAUUAACAAAGAAAUGCCCUAAAAUGUCCAAAAAUGCAUAUUAAAAAAGAUUAUUUCUCAACUGUCCAGUCGUGAUAAAGUUAUAGGUUUUGUUCUUCGCUCGAUGCUCUGCAACAAGCAAAUAGAUUAAAUGAAUAAAUAUAUGUCGUAUUUCCUUCGCUGUACAAUCUGUUCAUCUAAUUUUGAAUAAAAAAUUUAUUAGUGUA